CGACUGUGGAUUAUUUAUUUGGAUUUAUAUUACAAUUGGGAUAUUUUCAGAGAGGUCCACACAUUUCAAGAGAAGAAGAAAGCCUUACUGGGAAAUCAUAUGGACGAAGAAAUGAGUCGCCAGACUGCCACAGCGCUGCCCACAGGAACCUCCAAGUGUGCCCCCUCCCAGCGCGUCCCCACCCUGUCGGGCACCACGGCCUCCAACAGCGACCUGGCCAGCCUGUUCGAGUGCCCGGUCUGCUUCGACUAUGUGCUGCCCCCCAUCCUGCAGUGCCAGAGCGGCCACCUGGUCUGCAGCAACUGCCGACCCAAGCUCACCUGUUGCCCCACCUGCAGAGGCCCGCUGGGAUCCAUCCGAAACCUGGCCAUGGAGAAAGUGGCCAACUCGGUGCUGUUCCCCUGCAAGUACGCCUCGUCGGGGUGCGAGGUGACCCUGCCGCACACGGACAAGGCGGAGCACGAAGAGCUGUGCGAGUUUCGGCCGUACUCUUGCCCCUGCCCGGGGGCGUCCUGCAAAUGGCAGGGCUCUCUGGACGCGGUCAUGCCGCACCUGCUCCACCAGCACAAGUCCAUCACCACGCUACAGGGCGAGGACAUCGUCUUCCUGGCCACAGACAUCAACCUCCCCGGGGCGGUGGACUGGGUGAUGAUGCAGUCCUGUUUCGGCUUCCAUUUCAUGCUGGUCUUGGAGAAGCAGGAGAAAUACGACGGCCAUCAGCAGUUCUUCGCCAUCGUGCAGCUCAUCGGCACGCGCAAGCAGGCCGAGAACUUCGCCUACCGCCUGGAGCUCAACGGCCACAGGCGAAGGCUCACCUGGGAGGCCACGCCCCGGUCUAUUCACGAGGGUAUCGCCACAGCCAUCAUGAACAGUGACUGCCUGGUAUUCGACACCUCCAUUGCCCAACUGUUUGCCGAGAACGGAAACCUGGGCAUUAACGUUACCAUAUCCAUGUGCUGAGGACCUGACAAAACUGGCACAGGCAUAAAGACAACUGUAUGACACAC
Chanos chanos (milkfish) is the source of this 1007-nucleotide messenger RNA. It is a transcript of the gene siah1, whose product is annotated as siah E3 ubiquitin protein ligase 1. The record is from RefSeq and is a predicted model, not a curated record. Gene Ontology annotation, biological process: proteasome-mediated ubiquitin-dependent protein catabolic process; multicellular organism development. Gene Ontology annotation, cellular component: cytoplasm. Bases 100 to 960 code for a protein of 286 amino acids. Lineage: Eukaryota; Metazoa; Chordata; Actinopteri; Gonorynchiformes; Chanidae. Gene Ontology annotation, molecular function: ubiquitin conjugating enzyme binding; zinc ion binding; ubiquitin protein ligase activity. The transcript is spliced from 3 exons.